CACUGCUAAAAAUAGGACACAAAACUUGGGAUUCCUUCGAAUUAAGGUUGGUAGAUGAUGAAGAGCUUAGUCAUUUGAAAAUGAACUACAGUAAAUUGCUUCUCUUGGUCUUUUUAUAUUGCUGUUUCUUGUUCCCAUGCUCUGAUAUUCACUCACACCAUUUCCUCUACUUUCAGAUAAGAUAGAAACCAGUGAUUUUUUAUGCAGCUUUUGCCACAGGUCAAGACCCUUUCAUGGAAUUUUCUGAGCUCUGAACUUGAUUCUCAUUUUCAGCCUGAGCUUACAGCAAAUGGGUUGGAGUUAGAUCUAUCAAAGAGAAAUCAAAUGCUCUUCUAGCAGUCAUGAGAAUCUUUUAUAAUCAGCAAUCUAUAAUCGCUGGAUAGAUUGGCAAAACUAGCAGAAACUGUGUGCACAGGACUAUUCAGUUACUCUGGCAAUAUAAAGUUAAAAGAAUUAGCAUUUUCAAUGCAAGCGUCACAACGACCUAGAAAAGUAGGCAUGCCAAAUACAUUCUUCCUAAAUCAGCCUCUGCAGAAGGUAGAGUCCUAUUUUCUGCCCCAUAUUCAAACUUUUGAACCCCAGUUGAGCUGUAAUAACAGCAGAUAUGGGCCUAGCUGUCCCAUUCAGAUUUCUCAUGACCGAUAUUGUACCCUGGAGUCAUCGUCAUUGACGGGCAAUCAUACUAUCUACAAUUCUCCUUCAACUGUGAGUUUUUCACCGAUUGGGAGCCCUGUGUCCCAGCAAGAAUCUUUGCACAUGACAGAUCCAGUUCAGUCACCAGAAACUAAUUAUGGUUCUCCUUUGAGUGGGUCUUGCAUAACCAAUGAUGUAAAUGACCUUAGGCACAAGCUGAGGGAGCUAGAAAAUGCAAUGCUUGGACCUGACUCUGACUUUUUUGGGGCUUGUGAUAAUUUGUUGCCAAUCAAUGAAGGUGCACUUGAAAACAGUUGGAGACAAAUGAUAGAGGUUAUACCCCGAGGAGAUUUGAAGCAGAUUCUUAUUGCCUGUGCAAAAGCAGUAGCAGAUAAUGAUACAUUGAUAUCACAGUGGCUAAUGUCUGAACUACGCCAGAUGGUGUCAGUUUCUGGUGAACCAAUCCAGCGUCUAGGAGCCUACAUGUUGGAAGGACUUGUUGCAAAACUGGCUGCUUCAGGAAGUUCCAUCUACAAAUCUUUGAGAUGCAAGGAGCCUGCAAGCUUCGAACUCUUAUCUUAUAUGCACAUUCUUUAUGAAGUUUGCCCUUACUUCAAAUUUGGAUAUAUGUCAGCAAAUGGUGCUAUUGCUGAAGCAAUGAAGGAUGAAAACAGAGUUCACAUCAUUGAUUUCCAAAUUUCUCAGGGUAGUCAAUGGGUGACUCUGAUACAGGCUUUUGCAGCUCGGCCAGGAGGGCCACCACACAUUCGCAUAACUGGUAUCGAUGAUUCCACUUCAGCUUAUGCACGUGGAGGAGGAUUGAGUAUUGUGGGACAGAGGUUGUCUAGGCUUGCUGAGUCAUUCAAAGUGCCUUUCGAAUUCCAUGCUGCAGCCAUGUCUGGUUGUGAAGUCCAGCCUGAAGAUCUAGGAAUUCAACCAGGGGAAGCACUGGCAGUGAAUUUUGCUUUUGUGCUGCACCACAUGCCUGAUGAAAGUGUCAGCACUGAAAAUCCUCGGGAUCGACUGCUAAGGCUGGUGAAAAGCUUGAAUCCCAAGGUGGUGACUCUUGUUGAACAAGAAUCAAAUACAAAUACUGCUGCAUUUUUUCCUCGUUUCCUUGAAACCUUGGAUUACUAUACAGCUAUGUUUGAAUCCAUUGACGUUACUCUUCCAAGAGAUCACAAAGAGCGAAUCAAUGUUGAGCAGCACUGCUUGGCAAGAGAUGUUGUCAACGUAAUUGCCUGUGAGGGUCCUGAAAGGGUGGAAAGACAUGAGGUUCUUGGGAAGUGGAAAUCACGGUUCAGAAUGGCUGGUUUUAGUCCAUACCCCUUAUGUUCCUUGGUUAAUGCCACCAUUAAAAAACUGCUAGAAAACUACUCGGACAAAUACAGGCUAGAAGAAAGAGAUGGGGCUCUUUAUCUUGGUUGGAUGAAUAGAGAUUUGGUUGCUUCUUGUGCAUGGAAAUGAGCUGCGUCUCCAUCUGAUGGGACAAGCUAGGUUGUAUGGAACCUCAAGUUUUCCAUCAAUUUUUGUUUCUCCUUUUUUGCUCACCAUCACCAUCCCUUUUGAGUUUUGUGACUCAUGCUUACUGUAGAAGUUUUUCAAGCUAUGAAACCUGUAAAGUCCAGCUUAGUUUGCUUUUCUUUGAGAUCAAUUUAACCAGAUUGCAUUUCUUAAACUUUGUUUUGCAUUA
This is a messenger RNA of Coffea eugenioides, 2326 nucleotides long. RefSeq names its product scarecrow-like transcription factor PAT1. The coding region runs from base 466 to 2100 and encodes 544 amino acids. NCBI's taxonomy places the organism in Eukaryota, Viridiplantae, Streptophyta, Magnoliopsida, Gentianales, Rubiaceae. Gene Ontology annotation, cellular component: nucleus. Gene Ontology annotation, molecular function: sequence-specific DNA binding; DNA-binding transcription factor activity. The record is from RefSeq and is a predicted model, not a curated record. Gene Ontology annotation, biological process: regulation of DNA-templated transcription. The transcript is spliced from 2 exons.